Messenger RNA from Aspergillus clavatus NRRL 1, 816 nucleotides. Its product is annotated as E2 ubiquitin-conjugating protein UBC1. Bases 1 to 816 code for a protein of 271 amino acids. Gene Ontology annotation, molecular function: protein binding. The transcript is spliced from 2 exons. NCBI's taxonomy places the organism in Eukaryota, Fungi, Ascomycota, Eurotiomycetes, Eurotiales, Aspergillaceae. The record is from RefSeq and is a predicted model, not a curated record.
AUGGCUUCGAAUCGAACACGGCGUAUCGCAAAGGAGAUUGCUGAUAUUCAAGCGGAUACUUACUCGCAAAUCACCGCCGAGCCGGUGGGAGACGACGACGAUAUCACACACCUUCGCGGCACAUUUCCAGGGCCGCCAGGGACGCCGUACGAGGGUGGAACCUAUAAGAUCGAUGUCAAGAUACCGACGGACUAUCCGUUUCGGCCGCCCGUCAUGAAGUUCGAGACUAAGGUCUGGCAUCCGAAUGUCAGCAGCCAGACAGGCGCGAUCUGCCUCGAUACUCUUUCAACAGCAUGGUCGCCCGUUCUUACGAUCAAAUCCGCGCUUCUAUCCCUACAAUCCUUACUUAGCACUCCCGAACCGAAAGAUCCGCAAGACGCAGAGGUAGCUAACAUGCUACUGCGGAGGCCGAAGGAGUUCGAGCGUGUUGCACAGGAAUGGGCUGUUAUAUACGCGGGGGCUCCGAGAAAGCAUGCUGGCGAAGGAAGCGGCGGUGCGACGGAUGAGUCGCUCCGGCAACAGGAGCUACGAAUCAAGGAAGAGCAAGAAAAGGAGGACCUCUCCAAGUAUGUUUUCGCCUCCUCCCGCAUGCCAUGUUUCUCUGCCGUGUCAGGAGAGCUCUUGCUCACAGUCUUCAUCAGGUACGACGGGUACAACAAAGAUUUGAUCGAUCGUUUUUGCAGCAUGGGCUUUGACGUGGAUCGAGUAGUGGCCGCCUUCAAAUUCUACGGGAUCGAUCGAAUGGGCGGAGAGGACUAUGGAUUAGACGAAGGCUAUCUGGGGGAUAUAACAGCACAUCUUCUUGGCGAGUCAUAA